Molecule: messenger RNA, 698 nt
Organism: Plutella xylostella (diamondback moth)
Lineage: Eukaryota; Metazoa; Arthropoda; Insecta; Lepidoptera; Plutellidae
Source: RefSeq, a predicted model, not a curated record
UUUACGAAGACAGCUGUUAAAUUAAUCACCAUGAGUCCGUAUUUUGUAUUGUCAGCUAUAUUAUUUGUUAAGAUAGCAGCAGCGCAAAGGGUCAUCCAGCCACCAUGCCAGACUGCCCAGAACAUCUACCAGCAGAUCCAACAGGUCCCCACAUCCCUGGCAGCACCUUCCGUCUCCAAUGACUACUCCAUCGAACUCUGCAAGAAUUUAGCCACAGCCGUGCAAUCCAUGGUCCUCAACAAGCUGACAAGGAAUGCUUACAGAAAACCCGUGUUUAACCAAAUAGCUGGGCCAUUGCUGAACGAGAUUUCAUUACGGCUGCAAAACAGCCAAUGCCCUGCUUGUGGAAAUAUUCCUGUUCAAUCUGUCAUUAAUAGUAUAGGGAACCUCCCGAUCCAAUCUUUGCUUUCCAACAAUGUCCAGUCUUUAAAUAAUGUGCCAUCUUUGGUCAGAAAUGUCCCAGUGCAGUCUUACAAGACAGUUCAGAACCCAUCAUGCGGGUGUCAGCAAGCCACCCCGUGUAGACAGUCAGUGGUCCAGAGACUGCCAAAUGUGGCAAGGCCGGUGGUCAAUCAGAACAACUUGGUCAAUAAUGUCCAGCAGAGGUAUUCUGAUGUGUAUUCGGUGCUGGAGUCCUUGAAGAAUCAAGGUGGAUGCACUUGUAAUCAGCAGAGGAAUUUGUUGGGUGUGUAUUGAGG